ACGGCGCGUCACGUGACGACUGGCCCCACCUCUUCCUCUCGGUCCCAUAUUGAACUCGAGUUGGAAGAGGCGAGUCCGGUCUCAAAAUGGAGGUAAAACCGCCGCCCGGUCGCCCCCAGCCAGACUCCGGCCGUCGUCGCCGCCGCCGGGGGGAGGAGGGUCAUGAUCCAAAGGAACCAGAGCAGUUGAGAAAACUGUUCAUUGGUGGCCUGAGCUUUGAAACUACAGAUGAUAGUUUAAGAGAACAUUUUGAGAAAUGGGGCACACUUACAGAUUGUGUGGUGAUGCGAGACCCCCAAACGAAACGUUCCAGGGGCUUUGGCUUUGUGACUUACUCUUGUGUGGAAGAGGUGGAUGCAGCUAUGUGUGCCCGACCACACAAAGUUGAUGGGCGAGUAGUGGAACCAAAGAGAGCCGUUUCUAGAGAGGAUUCUGUAAAGCCUGGUGCCCAUCUAACAGUGAAGAAAAUUUUUGUUGGUGGUAUUAAAGAAGAUACAGAAGAGUACAAUUUGCGAGAUUAUUUUGAAAAGUAUGGCAAGAUUGAAAGCAUAGAAGUUAUGGAAGACAGGCAGAGUGGGAAAAAGAGAGGAUUUGCUUUUGUAACUUUUGAUGAUCACGAUACAGUUGAUAAAAUUGUUGUUCAGAAAUACCACACUAUUAAUGGGCAUAAUUGUGAAGUGAAAAAGGCCCUUUCUAAGCAAGAAAUGCAGUCCGCUGGAUCACAAAGAGGUCGUGGAGGUGGCUCUGGCAACUUCAUGGGUCGUGGAGGUAACUUUGGAGGUGGUGGAGGUAACUUUGGCCGUGGUGGAAACUUUGGCGGAAGAGGAGGAUACGGCGGAGGUGGUGGUAGCAGAGGUAGUUAUGGAGGAGGCGAUGGUGGAUAUAAUGGAUUUGGAGGGGAGGGUGGCAACUAUGGCGGCGGUCCUGGAUAUAGCAGUAGAGGAGGCUAUGGUGGUGGUGGACCAGGAUAUGGAAACCAAGGUGGUGGAUACGGUGGUGGUGGUGGAGGAGGAUAUGAUGGUUACAAUGAAGGAGGAAAUUUUGGUGGUGGUAACUAUGGUGGUGGGAAUUACAAUGAUUUUGGAAAUUACAGUGGACAGCAGCAAUCAAAUUAUGGCCCCAUGAAGGGGGGUAGUUUUGGUGGAAGAAGCUCAGGCAGUCCCUAUGGUGGUGGAUAUGGAUCUGGUGGUGGAAGUGGUGGCUAUGGUAGCAGAAGGUUCUAAACUCAGCAGAAAAGGGCUACAGUUCUUAGCAGGAGAGAGAGCGAGGAGUUGUCAGGAAAGCUGCAGGUUACUUUGAGACAGUCGUCCCAAAUCCAUUAGAGGAACUGUAAAAUCUGCCACAGAAGGAACGAUGAUCCAUAGUCAGAAAAGUUACUGCAGCUUAAACAGGAAACCCUUCUUGUUCAGGACUGUCAUAGCCACAGUUUGCAAAAAGUGCAGCUAUUGAUUAAUGCAAUGUAGUGUCAAUUAGAUGUACAUUCCUGAGGUCUUUUAUCUGUUGUAGCUUUGUCUUUUUCUUUUCAUUACAUCAGGUAUAUUGCCCUGUAAAUUGUGGUAGUGGUACCAGGAAUAAAAAAUUAAGGAAUUUUUAACUUUUCAAUAUUUGUGUAGUUCAGUUUUUCUACAUUUUAGUACAGAAACUUUAACAAAAUGCAGUUUUGAAGGUGUUUCCUUGUGAGUUAACAAGUAAAGAAGAUCAUUGUUACUAUUUUGUAUGAAUUUUGCUAAAGUUAACUGUAAAGAAACACCUGCUGACUUGCAGUUUAAGGGGAAUCUAUUCUUCCCAUCUCUAAACCAUGAAAUGAAUGGGCACUGGCAUGUGGAAAGAAUAGAGACAUAAUGUAUGUUUGCAAUGUGUGUUUUAAAUAGAAUUGGGUAUUUAAAUUAGCAUAUUUGUGAAUUUAAUAGUAUUAAGAUUUAACUUCAAAUGAAGAAAGUCAAAAUUUCCUAUUUGGUUUUUGUGCAUUAUCUUUCAAAAUGUAAUCCUAUGGUUUUAGUAUGUUUUGCUUGAGAGUCCAAGCUGUGUUCAAAACAUUACCAUUCUACAUUUAACUUGGUCACAUGUGAACUGCUGCCAUAGUUUAAUUUGGGUGUAAAAAAAUUGUCUACUGCCCUUUGUUUAAAUUCUAAUGGUGUUUCUCCAUUUCCUCCUACAUUAAAAAAAUACAUAAAAACUGAAAAGUACAAGACCACUAAACCGACCUAUCUGAGCAUUUUUAGUGGCUACCUUUUUUAAAGCACAAGAGGCCCAUAUAUCUUACUUUCCUUGGUUUCAUACACAAAACACAAUUUUGAGUAAAGGUUCUCAUAUCAAGAGAAUAAAAAUUACACACUGUUGAACCCUUGAAUGGCUGGCAUGCUGUUUGUUACCCUCUGCAUUUUACUGAAUGAAACCAAGGAUAUGACUCAAAUGACUUACUGCUGUAGAAAUAAAAGACAGUUGACUUAGUACAAACAUGUUGCUUCCCAAAGACGUGAUUAAAAUUUUGAUAGUGUGAGUUCUUGAAAUUCCCAAGGAACACUGUUAAUCUGUGUGUAUGCUUGAGCCUAAAACAUGUUGUUGGUAUGAGUAAAUUGGAAGGUCUGGUUGAGAAGAGGUUUUAGAUAAGGUCAUACACAUCACCACCAAUGUCUUUGUAUUGCGCCAGCCUAGUGCUUACCAGUUCAUUUGAGCCCUGAGUAUGUGCCCUGUGUUCUUUCUAUGGCAGUUGAAUGUUGGAUUUAAGAUACUUUGUUGUUGUAAGGAGUGCUGAGCAAAACAAGCAAUAAAAAGGGGAAUGGGGCGUGCUAGUGUUUGAAUAUGCUCUUUUAUUGCUCUAAUUCUGUGCCUCUGUGCAUUAUUAAUAUUUGGAUGCAUGCAAUGCCAGCAUGAAAAUCAGUCUACACAAGAUUACUACAGCUUUCCAGGAAACACUCAAUUCAAUAAAUGUAACAAACAUUCCAUUUGUUAAUGGACAUCUGUGAAUAAGCAGUGUAGAAACUAGGCUUACAAGAAACAUGGCUAAGUUCUUAACAGCUCCAAGCAUGGUUUAUAGAUGGACACUGUCAAUGUUCAUAAUUUAAACCUGGGUACCUGGUAAAAAUGUUUGGGAAACUUUAUUAAAAUUGAACUAAAUUGUC
Messenger RNA from Erinaceus europaeus (western European hedgehog), 3122 nucleotides. RefSeq names its product heterogeneous nuclear ribonucleoprotein A3 (gene HNRNPA3). The record is from RefSeq and is a predicted model, not a curated record. NCBI's taxonomy places the organism in Eukaryota, Metazoa, Chordata, Mammalia, Eulipotyphla, Erinaceidae. The transcript is spliced from 11 exons. Bases 87 to 1223 code for a protein of 378 amino acids. Gene Ontology annotation, molecular function: RNA binding.